This is a messenger RNA of Rodentolepis nana, 1185 nucleotides long. NCBI's taxonomy places the organism in Eukaryota, Metazoa, Platyhelminthes, Cestoda, Cyclophyllidea, Hymenolepididae. The record is from the annotation of a GenBank genome assembly.
UUGUAUCCUCUAGUGACAGGCGAUCGUGUCGCCGCUGCUCAGAGCAAUGGUCUCUGUUCAAUCCUUCGUGUAGGUCGCAAACCCGAUGGCAAAUUUCUUUGGAAAGAAGAAUCCGUACUGGCUGGUCACGGGGGCAUUGUAUCGAAUGUUGACUGGUCACUGGAUGGUCGUCUGAUCCUCACUACCUCUGCUGAUCGAACAGCUCGAAUUUGGUCUGUGAGUGGUGGAAUUCUUCGGCUUGUUAUCUCCUCAACUCGUGGUGGCUCUGCAAACGGACUUGGAGAAACCAUCUCCAAGUUGAAUAGUAAAGGAAAGAGUUCUAACGUCUCAUCGGAUUUUGCAGAUCAUGUACAGUUUGGAAAGUUUCAUUUAGAGGAUAAUUUCUUUCACCUAACUUGCCGAAAUGAAAUAUAUUUCUACAAAUACAAAAUUGAUUUGCACGCCAAUGUCCUCCAGAGGUGUCAUGUAGUCGCUUCGUGCAAUCGAAUAGCAAAGUUUGAAUUUGACAACUGUACCAGGCUGACAGCUGUUUCUUCCACAAAUUUAUUUUAUUCCUGCAAUAUAAUUUGCUGCUAUGUUUUCCUUCCAGAUCUUCUUUUGGCUGCCGGAUCCGAUCAUUCGUUGAACGUCCUGGAUAUCAAUAAAAAAAUCAUUGUUCGCAACAUUCCUGUGGUCCACGACGCUACUGUUACAGGAAUUGCCAUAAAUCAGGGUUCGUUAUAUUCGUCAUUCACGGGAGGAUCAGCACUUGAAGGAGAUUGUUGUGGUUGCGAUGGUUCCUACAGUCUUUUUGCCACUGUGGCGCCAGGUGACAGUGUCCGUUUAUGGGAUUUGCGGGUUGCCAGAGGCCAUGUGGCAGAGUUGGCUCGUUGUCGAAUCAUUUCUGGAGGUGGUGUUAGCGGCGGUUCAGUGCGGGAUGCUGCAAUUCCACCGGUUACCCUUACCUUUUCUCCCUGUGGAAAAUAUGUGUGCUUUGGGGCGCUUUCUUCCCACAAAACCACAUCAUCACAAUAUCUCAGUCCCACAGUCGUCGAUAUUCGAAGAGUCUGCAGUCCUCUCGCCCAAUUAAACUUCCCAAAUAAAAGAGCAGGCCCAUCCAAUGCUGCAACUGUUGUAGCGUGGAAUCCUCUUCUACCUGAGAUAACAACUGGGUCUUUGGACGGUCGACUUUCCGUUUAUGGUUGA